AUGGGUAAUCAAAGAAUAGGACGACCUAGUGAUAAGCUUGGUGUCAUAGUUGUGGAUGAAAAUCUAUGCCAUGCCAACGCUGCAAGACGCCUGCUUGUCAAACUCGACUUCCAAGUGCUGGUUUAUACAAGUCCCGUUGAAGCACUCAAGUUUCUUAAGGACCACAUAAAAGACAUUGAUUUUGCAUUGGUGGCGGUGAACAUGAAAGAGAUGCAUGGUUUUCAGUUCCUCGACAUUUCCAGGAAGUCCCAUAAAAACCUUCAAGUGAUCAUGAUGUCAGUUGAUUUGACGUGGCCAACAGUGAAGAGAAGUGUCGAGCUUGGUGCACGUUUUUUGGUCAAGAAGCCUCUCGAUGCAAAUACGAUAAAUAACAUAUGGCAACAUCUUGACCUAAAAUUUUAUUGGAGGGAGAAGAUUGAAUACUUAUUCCAAGGAAUUGAACCAAAAAACGAUGAUGUAUUUGAGAGUGAGAACAAAUUUGGAGAAGGUAAAAGGAAGGUAGCCCAUCUCAUGUGGACUCCAUUUCUGCAGAAGAAAUUUUUACAAGCUCUUGAACUUCUUGGGGAAGCCGCGACUCCAAGGAAGGUACAGCUGAUCAUGAAUGUAAACUCCAUUGGUCGCAAACAAAUUUCUGCUCAUCUUCAGAAACACCGAAAGAAGGUCGAGAAGGAAUUACGUAACACAGAUGCAAAGAAGUGUAGCAAUGACCCUGAGAUCCAACCAGCAAAUAUAUCUGAUGAAGAAAUGUCCUGGGAUGAGACAGGAAACACCCAAGAAACACAAGGCAAGACUAUGUAUGAAGCAAUGCGAAGAGCCUUGAAGCUUGGGACUGUUUUUGAUGAAUCGCAGCUACCCAAUGAUCCUUUUGGCAGACAAGCAAGCAAAGGUGAAGUAGAUAUGACGGGAGAUGGCUAUGGUCGAGAUGAUUGGACAUAUGCAUUUGGUGGAAACAGUGUGGUAUCUGAAACUCAAAAUGCAGAAAACGCAAAAGGGGUCAUGGGGACUAAGUGUGAUUCUGACAAGCAGGUUCCUAAUGGUGAUGCGCAGGCACAAGUUAUGAAGCUUGUGACCUAUUCAGACUCUGAAGAUGGUGAAGCGUUCUAA
Messenger RNA from Panicum hallii, 1104 nucleotides. RefSeq names its product two-component response regulator ORR29-like. The record is from RefSeq and is a predicted model, not a curated record. The transcript is spliced from 7 exons. Gene Ontology annotation, molecular function: DNA binding. Gene Ontology annotation, biological process: cytokinin-activated signaling pathway; phosphorelay signal transduction system. Lineage: Eukaryota; Viridiplantae; Streptophyta; Magnoliopsida; Poales; Poaceae. Bases 1 to 1104 code for a protein of 367 amino acids.